AUGAAUGAGACACCUUCUUCUCCAAUAUCUCCAAAGAGUAUUGAGGCUCAAGUUUUUACUCCAAUUCAGAAACAGCAGACGGUAACAGAGGGAACGUAUGAGGCUACACAACCAUUGACUGAGAUCAUUUCAGCAAACAAUAAAAAGGAGGAUACACAUGCUGUGCAUCACACACCUUCCUCUCCAUUGUCUUCACUAAUUGCACUAGUUAUUGAAGAAAAUAAGAAUGCUUUGAGUGAGACAGAAACUGCGACCCAAUAUUUUUCUCCAAGUGAGGGAGAGGAGACACAAUCAAGCAGAAAGAAUCAAGCAGAAGAAAAUCUCAAGGAUACUACAAAACAUACAACUGAGCUAGUUUCCACAGAUGUUUCGAAGACACAGCCUCUUACACAGCCUCUUACACAGCCUCUUACUCAGCAAACACAGCACCUUCAGACAAGUGAGGGAGAGCAAUCCGAUGAGACACCAUCAGAGCAGAAUCAAGCAGAAGAAAAUCUCAAGGAUACUACAGAACCUACUACUGAGCUAGUUUCCACAGAGCCUACUACUGAACCUACUACUGAGCAUGUUUCGAAGAUACCGCCUAUUACUCAGAAAACAGAGCAUCUUCAGACAAGUGCUAUAGAUUUUUCAGAAACAAACGAGGUUGAAGUAAGCAGGCUUCUAGCUCACUUUCAAAUAGGCGCAGAGGUUGAGAUUUUGUCUACUGAUGACGAAAUAUGGUAUCCAGGAAAGGUUGUUGAUCUUAAACUGUGUGAAGGACUAGAGGAGCUGACAGUUGAGUACACGACACUCUUCGCAGACCAACAUAGACUUCAGAAACUUCAGGAUACUAUCACGGCUGACAAAAUACGUCCUGCAACACCAACUAGUGACCAAAAAUCCUUUGAGAUGAUGGAUAAGGUAGAAGUCUUUUACAACAAUGGCUGGAGCAGCGGACAAAUUAGCAUGGUACUUGGUGAUAACACAUACUCGGUGUGUCUCUAUACUUCUAUGGAAACUAUUCUAUUCAAACAUUCAGAUUUGCGAAUUCAUAGAGAAUGGAAAGAUGGAGUCUGGAAGAUGGCAGAUAAGGUGAAGCCUGAUAAGAAAAGGAAAGCUGCUGCCUCAUCACAAAAUUCAGGAAUGGAUAAUGUUUUCCUAAGAAGGAGCGAGAGGGUGCCUAAACGAUCUAGAGACACAAAAACUCCAUUCAAGUCUGAAAGAAAUCCGGCUUUAACUGUAAUACCUGAGAUUAUACCUGCAGUUGAUCCGUUUUCAACUCCUGCGGAACAUAAGCUUUCAAGGCUUCAAAAUUGGAUGACAUUAAAGCCCGGCAUGCAUGAAACGUCCCUAUCAAUCAAUGAUAAUAAGAUAAGGAAAUCUUUCUUUCAAAGCAUGGAAAAUGCAAAAAAGGACCUUAAGAAAGAGCACAUUGAUGGAGCCUUUGCAAUGCUAAAUUGCAGAAGAAAUGAGAAUGCUGCUUGGUUCCACAACUACAAGAUUCCAAAGGCGUGCUUCCUACCUAUGGAGUUCUUGCAUUGCUUGCUCUCUCAUGAUUUGGCUUACAAGAAAGAAAAGGUCAAAGGUAAAAAGAUUUUCAACGAUUUAUUUAAAGAUAUUGUAAGAGGGAAGGUAUAUCCAGAGAAGACAUGGGGAGAAGAUGUUGAUGUUGUGUAUGGGAUUACUCUUGGAAAAAAAAGCAAUGUCUGGAUUGGGAUGGAAAUUCAUUUGAAGAAGAAAAGAAUCACAGUAUAUGAUUGUUUUCAAAAGGAAAGCAACAGCAUUGAUAUUCCUCAAGUGAAAAAGUUGGCAGUGUUGAUUUCUGAUCUGCUGGUGGAAUCUUCUGGUGAUGAGGUAGAUAAAGUGAAGAUGAUUCCAUUUGAGGUUGAGCAGGCACAAGGUUUACCCAAGACAAAACAUCCUUUCAACUGUGGGAUAUUUCUUGUCAAGAUUCUGGAGUGCCAGUCAUUGAAGAUAGGAGACAUGACAAAGAUUAAUGAUGACAAUGCAUUGGAGCUAAGGAGAACCUUGUCUUGUGAGAUCUUCAACCAAUUUGUGGAUGAGAGCUUUGGGAAAUGAGAAUGAUGCAUCAAAACAUUUUUUGUUUUAGUUAAGACUCGGUUUUAGUUAUGACUGUUUAUUUUGUUAUGUUGUUGGCGUCUGGUUACAUAAGAAAGAUUGGAAGGAUAUCAAGUAUUUUUUUUGGGU
Messenger RNA from Brassica napus (rape), 2190 nucleotides. RefSeq lists its product as uncharacterized. Bases 1 to 2061 code for a protein of 686 amino acids. The record is from RefSeq and is a predicted model, not a curated record. Gene Ontology annotation, biological process: proteolysis. The transcript is spliced from 9 exons. Gene Ontology annotation, molecular function: cysteine-type peptidase activity. NCBI's taxonomy places the organism in Eukaryota, Viridiplantae, Streptophyta, Magnoliopsida, Brassicales, Brassicaceae.